Molecule: messenger RNA, 153 nt
Organism: Colletotrichum gloeosporioides
Lineage: Eukaryota; Fungi; Ascomycota; Sordariomycetes; Glomerellales; Glomerellaceae
Exons: 1
Coding region: 1-153 (50 amino acids)
Source: RefSeq, a predicted model, not a curated record
AUGUGCUUCGCGGACCCUACCUUGGAAGAGUCGCCUGUAGAUAAAGAGCCAGGAUGGAACGUGACACAUGUAUGCAAUGAUUGGGACAGGUUGUUUGACUGGGCAAAGACAAACCGUUACGAUGACGCCGUUAAUUUUGAUGCAGGAGUCUAG